AUGGCUCUUUCAGGGUCUAAGGAGUUCGUUGAUAUGCUGCUAGCCCGAGAAUUUACAAGUGCUGAUGGUCUGGUACUUAUUAUGAAUGGUUGUGAUGUUAGUGGACACAGUUUUAAAACGAAUGGUUUUACGAAACCCGUUUUAGUACGGUCAAAGGAUGGCCUAAGACUUAAGGUCCCGCUAGAAUCAUUCUCUCACACAGAUUUAACCAGGUUUAUAGAUCCUAAUAUUCAGGUUGACGUCAUAGAUGUUCGUCAGCAAGUUGAAAUACAAAUGACUCUUCAAGAACUGGUUGAUCACUUUUCCUCACCUAGUCGACAGGUAUUGUUAAACAUGCUGAGUUUGGAGUUUUCAAAAACCAGCCUGGCAAAGUUUGUACAUCCUCCGCAUGUUGUUUCGGAACUUAGUCUUGUCACAACCUGUUGGCCGGAAGAUGAUCCUGAUGAUCUUAAUGAUAUCGAAUUUGUCGACGAGACCGCACCAACUGUCCAAAAAUACUGUCUUUUAAGUAUGAAAGGGAGUUACACUGACUUCCAUAUAGACUUCGGUGGAUCAUCUGUCUGGUAUCAUGUUAUGUGGGGUGAGAAGGUGUUUUACUUGAUACCACCUACACCUGAAUAUGUUUCUGCGUACUGGCGAUGGUGUAUGAGCAGCAACCAUAAGACGAUGUUCUUCCCAGACUUUUUAGCUCGUCUUCAGGAAAAAGAAUCGACUAGUAACAUGAAUAAACCUACUGUUUACUGCCUUCACAUUCUACCUGGUCAAACAAUAUUCUUACCUUCCGGUUGGAUUCACGCUGUCUACACGCCUUCUGAUUGUCUUGUUUUUGGAGGAAAUUUUCUGAGUGGAUUGCACGUACCCAUGCAACUCAGAGUUUAUCGCAUGGAACAAAAAUGUAAAACCCCGAUAAAAUUCCUCUUCCCCAAUUUUGAGAAAGUUCACUGGUUUUAUAGCCAAUGUCUUCUGGACAGACUAACUAAUAACUUGAUUGAUGGCGUAAAUCCCGUUAGUUUCGAUGUAGAGGCGGCAGAUUGUUUGGCUAAAGUUCUUCCUUUAUGGUAUUCUAAGAGACAUUUGCUCCCAACAGAGGAAAGGGAUUACUUUCUUCCUAAUCAAAGUCAAUUAGAUAUGCUGUGUCCACAUCUCAUUGAAAGACUGUCAAAAGUUGUGGAUUCAAUAUUGUCACAUUCAACAAAAAACUCAGGUAUUUUAGCAAAUUAUUCCAAAUCAGAAAGAUUUUCAAAGCAUUCCAAAUUAAAUGGACAAACAAUUGAAAACUGCUCAAAUGUUAAGAGCAUCGGAUUUUCGAACCCUAAAUUAGUUACAAAAAUUAACUGGAAACCUGAAGACAGACAUUUCGGAGGUCUAGGCUGGAUGCCAAGUAGGCACGCUUCUUUCAAAAAUUUACGUGCACCAAAGUGCUUAACAAAAGAAAAUGAGAACAAAAAGGACUUGAUUACUGAUGAUGUGGAGAUUCUUGAAGCACUGCCGGGUUUGGAAAACAGUCGGUUAAUCGGAGAUCAUUAUUAUUUGACGCUAAGUGACUCAGAAAGUGAUGACGGUGACAUCACCUUAACGAAAUCAAAAGCUGAAUGUUCGUUAACAAAACAAAAGAUUGGGACAUCUACUGUAUAUCAAGCAAGUAAAAAAAAAAAGACUAAGAAAAGCGAUGAUGAUCCGACCUGGAAUAUGCCUAAUCUUACGCGUCGUAAAUUCAGUACAACUGAAUGGAAGUCAAAGAGUUCAAAGCCGCCUGUUGCUUCAAAUUUAAAAAAUGUUAAAAAAUCAUUGCAGCAUCCUCUACUCAGUGAGCUUAAUCCAUCAUCGUCAUCAUCGAGCUCGAAUAUUUUAAAACCUGGAGCUCUAUCAACAUUGCAUCCGCAUAUGAUGACAACAGUAAAUUCAAAAAAACCACGAACUAAACACAAUAAAACAACAGUUAGACAACGUCUUGCUAAACAUUUAGGUAUUUAA
Molecule: messenger RNA, 1974 nt
Organism: Schistosoma turkestanicum
Lineage: Eukaryota; Metazoa; Platyhelminthes; Trematoda; Strigeidida; Schistosomatidae
Source: the annotation of a GenBank genome assembly